ACAAUAUCCUGUCCUAGAGACUUUUAAGUUGUGAAAUUCUCCCAACUCCUCCAGCCACAGCUCAAUCCUUCACAGCAUCCCGGAUCUCGGGCCUCCCGACAUCCCGCCAUAUCAAACAUGGCAACCUCACCUUCACUCACCAGCAGCAGCAGCAGCUCAUUGCUCGCUGGCCUCAACUGCACAGGCAGCAUCCACCUCGUCAUCGGCACAAACCCAUUGGCUUCAGCCCGAUGCGCGCAGUCUCUCGGCGCCGGAGCGCAUCCCAUUGUGGUUGCGCCAGAGACGGCUGAGCUGCACUACGGCUUGCAGCAGAGGAUCGACGACGGCAGCGUCAAGUGGGUGCGCGAGGCGUUUGACGACGAGCAUCUCUUUCGGUUGGGCAGAGAAGAGGUUGGCCGAGUGGUGGAUGCCGUGUUUGUGACAUCCCGAGAAGAGCUGGCCUCACACAUCUCCUCCCUCUGCAAGCGCAACCGCAUCCCCGUCAACGUCGUCGACGCCCCCCAUCUCUGCACCUUCUCCCUCCUUUCCACCCACUCCGACGGCCCCCUCCAAAUCGGCGUCACCACAAACGGCCGCGGCUGCAAACUCGCCUCCCGCAUCCGCCGCGAGAUCGCCUCCUCCCUCCCGCCAAACCUGGGCGCCGCAUGCCACCGCUUCGGCGAGGCAAGACGGCGCAUCCAGCAGCACGACGAGGGAAGCCUCGGGGACCUCGACGACUCCGUCGACCAGAGCGCGCUGUUCAACAAGCUCGUCACCGAGGAGGAUGUCCGCAAUAGGAGGAUGCGCUGGCUCAGCCAGGUCUGCGAGUACUGGCCCCUGAAGAAACUCGCCUCCGUCACGGACCAAGACGUCCACCGUCUGCUCGAAGCCUACGCCAGCGCCGCAGAAUCAGACGUCGCAAAGCGCAGGCCGCGAGACGGCGACAUCGACGCCAUCCUAGAGCGUCCACAGGGCAGAAUCAUCCUCGCCGGCAGCGGCCCAGGACACCCAGACCUUCUAACCCGUGCAACGUACAACGCCAUCCAAACCGCCGACCUCAUCCUCGCCGACAAGCUCGUCCCCUCAGGCGUGCUCGACCUGAUCCCGCGCCGCACCCCCGUCGAGAUCGCCCGCAAGUUCCCGGGCAACGCUGAGCAGGCCCAAGAUGAGCUCCUCGCCGCCGCCCUCGCCGCCGCAAGGGCCGGCAAGACGGUCCUCCGCCUCAAGCAAGGCGACCCCUUCAUCUACGGCCGCGGCGGCGAGGAGCUCGCCUACUUCCGCCAAAACGGCUUCGCUGCCGCCGGCGCCGUCACCGUCUUGCCCGGCGUCACCAGCGCCCUCAGCGCGCCUCUGUUCGCCGCCAUACCCGCCACCCAGCGCGAUGUCGCCGACCAGGUCCUCAUCUGCACCGGCACGGGCAAGAAGGGUAAAGCCCCCCAGCCCCCGGAGUACGUGCCCUCGCGGACCGUCGUGUUCCUCAUGGCGCUGCACCGCAUCGUCGGCCUGGUGCGCGAACUCACCACCGCUGUCGAAGCAGACCAAGACAAAGCCCCCGAAAUCAGCAACACCCCCGUGACGGCAUCGUCAAGGACCCUCUGGCCCCUCUCAACCCCCUGCGCCGUCAUCGAGCGCGCCAGCUGCCCCGACCAGCGCGUCAUCCGCACGACCCUCGCCCACGUCGCCGAGGCCAUCGAAGCAGAGGGCAGCCGCCCACCCGGCCUCCUCGUCGUGGGCCGCUCAUGCGAGUUCCUGCACCCCAGGGAGCGAGGCAGGGCGUGGGUUGUCGAGGAAGGGUUCAGGGGUAUUGACGAUGAAGGGAUGGCCGCGCAACUCCAGGGGCUGGCGGCGGCAGUGGGAGCGUAAGCAUUGGAUGAGGUAGGAGGUUUAGUGAGCAAGGGAUACAGGGUGAACGGCGUUUUUCUUGUCUUUGUUUUGGGGGGGUUCAAUUAUGCGGUGAAACAGGAAAUAUGUGUACAAUUAAUUACCCAAGGGUGAACUGGGAAAAGCAUAGCAGGCAAUUUGUAUUCAUUUUUUGUAUACCAACGAGAAUGAAAAGGGGAUAAUUACUUUUCACAAGAGAACAAAUGAAAUACUAUAGCAUCUCAAGGU
Molecule: messenger RNA, 2088 nt
Organism: Trichoderma virens Gv29-8
Lineage: Eukaryota; Fungi; Ascomycota; Sordariomycetes; Hypocreales; Hypocreaceae
Exons: 2
Coding region: 118-1842 (574 amino acids)
Biological process (GO): sulfate assimilation; siroheme biosynthetic process
Molecular function (GO): uroporphyrin-III C-methyltransferase activity
Source: RefSeq, a predicted model, not a curated record